AUGCAGUGUUUAAAAGCAUUAGAGGAACUGCAUAAAGUUGGCUUCGUACAUCGUUCGGUGAAUCCUUCAACAUUUGCUAUUGGACGAGUGAUCAAUGGGGAUCCAAAGGAUCUGCGCAAUGUGUACAUUCUGGACUUUGGAUUCGCUCACCAAUAUCGAGAAGCUGACGGCACCCAUAAACCUCCGCGACAGAAACCAUCGAGAUACAUCGGGAAAGCAAGAUACGCUCCAAGGAAUGCUUACCUGAAUCGGGAGCUUAGCCGGAUGGACGAUUUGGAAAUGUGGUUAUAUGUGAUCGUGGAACUCGUCAAAGGAGCAGUACCAUGGGUACAUCAGAGGAACCCCAAGGAUAUUUUCGACUAUCAGAAAUCCGUCAGAACAGGACUAGGACUGCGCGAAUUUCUAGGCGGGUUGCCCGUGGAGUUUGUGGACAUCAUGAAGGAAGUGGAUAAGCUGUCGUAUGCUGACGAGCCGAACUAUAGUGAGAUCUACGGUCUUAUUGGCAACGCAAUAGUGAUGAGUGGGGAAAAGGAAUUCCCAUAUGACUGGGAGGAAGGCGAAAUUGAAGCUGAGAAAGCCGGUGAAGGACCUACAGCACCACUGAAGAAAGAAGACGGCGGGCAAGCGCAGGCAGCAGCAAAAUAG
Messenger RNA from Cooperia oncophora, 645 nucleotides. Lineage: Eukaryota; Metazoa; Nematoda; Chromadorea; Rhabditida; Trichostrongylidae. The record is from the annotation of a GenBank genome assembly.